Malassezia pachydermatis is the source of this 1071-nucleotide messenger RNA. RefSeq lists its product as hypothetical. The transcript is spliced from 2 exons. The coding region runs from base 1 to 1071 and encodes 356 amino acids. NCBI's taxonomy places the organism in Eukaryota, Fungi, Basidiomycota, Malasseziomycetes, Malasseziales, Malasseziaceae. The record is from RefSeq and is a predicted model, not a curated record.
AUGUCCAUGCCUGCCAUUCUGCGAAACCCUCGCAUUAGCCAUACCCAGCCCUCAUCGAGACAGACGCGCGAUGGAUUCUUUCGCCCAUCCGCCUCUGUGUCUCCCAAUGCAAAGCAUGUGGGAAAGCGUCGUGCUCGUCGCAGUGAAAACAGCCGCUUUGCAUCGAACCCACAUACAGUCCGACCAUGUCCUAAGGACUACACGGUGCCUGCAAACGAAGUUCGCUCGACUUUUGCGGGCCCAAACUUGGAGACGUUGUCUAUGGUGACAGGCAACAAAGGCGAUGUGGUGGCCGAUGUUUUGCUGCCUGGCCACGAUGUGGCUACGUUUGAGAUGACUUCCGCGUUGCAAGGUCAGUUCACCUUGAGUUUGCGAGAUGCACAGCAGUACCUUCGUUUACGGCUUGGGCGUGCAUACUCUUCCGAAGUAUUUUCGGACAUGUUUGAAGCGAUGUCAAUUUCUCAGGAUGCCUCUGCGCCGACAAAAGCUCCGCUGACAUUUGUCGAGCAGCUUAUAGGCACAGCGCAACGAGAGAUACAGGCAUGGCUUCGUCAAAUGGUGCAUAUACAGACGGGGAACAGUGGUGUAUUGCCGCGUGUGUUGCUUUCGCAUGCCGAUGGCACGGGGAAAGAUGCAAUUGUCGAGCUCCGCCGAUCUCCGACCUGCCUUGUAUGGCGUGUCGAUGAUGGCUAUGCUCGCAUGGCUGUGCAUUGCGUAGCACGAACAUUGGACUGCCCGAGUUUCUCACGAACAGAGUCCUUGUCGUCUACGGAGAAUGCGCGGCUGACGUGGAUUAUGCAUCCUAAUCCAUUGUUGCGGGGUACAAGAGCGCAGCGCGCAUGGACGCAGCGCCCACGGCAUCGCAGGAGCAGUUCUGCUAGUACGACUGCCAGCAUGGCAUCAAGUGUGGCGUCUUCUACUGCAUAUACCCGUCCCCCGCGUCCCUUGACAGCUGGUCUGUUGCAGCAGGGUGUUGCGGGUCUCGACACCCCGCCUUCGACGGACUUGGAGCUCACGGACUCGAAUGAUGAAUUUAAUGAUAGCGAUCUGGCCUCUGAGGUUGAGUGGUAG